GCCACUCGACCAAAUACUUCCACUCCUUGGCUAAUUCACCCGAGCCAGUAUACCCCUUGAUCGCAGCAACCAGGCAACCGAUUGCGCCGAUCAAGCAAUUUGGUUCGGACAACCCUUCUUCCACUCGUACCACUUGGACCGACCGAUCUUUCUCGAGAUCUUGUCUCUACGAACGCCGAGCUUCUCAGUCCUGCGAUUGUUUCUCGACCUGCUUUCCUCGACUCUCGGCGGCUGUCAGAGAUCGCCAUUCCGACCAGGGGUGCCGGAUGCAGCUGAGGCGCAUGACACAACACUCGACGGUAUUUGUGUUUGGUCUCGAAACAAGUCCACAUUAGGGCACGUCACCUUCCAUCGGCGAUAAAUCGAGAUGGCGGAGCGCGAUAACCGAGAUUACGACGGUGGUGAAGGGUCUCUGGACCCAGAGACGCUUUACACGAAGGAUUACUGCAUUGGCGGAGGGAGCUUCGGCAAGGUUUACAAAGGUGUCGACAAGCGCACCGGUCAGUCAGUGGCAAUCAAGAUCAUCGAUAUCGAGAGCGCCGAAGAUGAGGUGGAGGACAUCAUACAAGAGAUUGCGAUACUGUCCGAGCUACAGUCACCUUACGUCACUAAGUACUACGGCUCGUACGCCAAAGGUGCCGAGUUGUGGAUUGUGAUGGAAUUUUGCGCCGGAGGCAGCUGCGCCGACCUCAUGAAGCCGGGCUUUAUCAGCGAGGACUACAUUGCCAUCAUUAUCCGCGAGCUGCUUCUUGGCCUAGACUACCUGCACUCCGACAAAAAGCUACACCGGGACAUCAAGGCUGCGAAUAUCCUUCUUGCUGCCAACGGCCAGGUCAAGCUGGCCGAUUUCGGUGUAUCCGGCCAACUAUCGGCGACCAUGACGAAGAAAAACACCUUUGUCGGAACUCCGUUCUGGAUGGCGCCCGAGGUCAUCAAGCAGAGCGGCUACGACCACAAGGCCGACAUUUGGUCCCUAGGAAUCACCGCCCUAGAGCUUGCCAACGGCGAGCCUCCGUACGCUGACAUCCACCCAAUGAAGGUGCUUUUUCUCAUUCCCAAGAACCCGCCACCGCGGUUAGAAGGCAAUUUCACGAAGGCGUUCAAGGACUUUGUCGAGUUGUGCCUCCAGCGAGACCCUAAAGACCGGCCGUCAGCCAGAGAGAUGCUCAAACACCCGUUUAUCAAGAAAGCCAAGAAGACAAGCUGCCUGACGGAGUUGAUUGAGCGGUAUAGUCGAUGGGCCGUGACCCACAAGCAGGAAGACGACGAACUUGACGGAGACGACGCCGACCAGGUCGAGAACCGGAGCCCCAUCAACGAGGACAUGUGGGACUUCGGAACCGUACGCCUCGUCAACGAGCGAGGCAACCUGGUACAUAGGCCCGGCCUGCUCAACCCCAUGGGGGAUUCAGCGACCAAUGCGAGGGCGUCAGCGGCAUUCAAUACCACCGACUACCGCGACGAGAGGAGGCGAGAAGGCAGCCCCAGCAAGUACGCUGCUGCUGACACAAGCGACACGCUCAAAGGAGCAACCGGGACAGGCACGUCCAGGCAGUCGUCCCCACAGAGAAAACCAGUGCCUACACCAGCGGCGGCGCCGUUGUCACCGAGCAAAGUUCCGCUACCACCCUCGCCUCAGAAGUCUCAAUCCGGACCCGGAUCCGAAACCCCGCGGGCGUCGCUCGUGUCAAAGCCCAUGCCGCCAAUUCCGUCUCCUAGCUCCCCCGAGGACUAUGACCGCGUGCUGCAAGAACAGCUGCAGCGAGAGAUGGAUGGCAUGAACCUCGGCCCCGCCAUCCAGCCACAGAGCCCGUCUGUCCGCUCCACAGCCUCGUCUACUAGGCCAGUGCCCAUGAAAAUCCCAGAGAUACCGCCCUUCCGAGGAGUAUCGCAACAACACCAGCCGCCCUCCAAUCGGGACUCGGCUCACCCGCAGCCUCUCGAAGCGAGGAAGGCCACGCAACCAGCUCCAGGCUUCCAGUUUAAUCAUCAACGACAGCAGCAGCAGCAGCAGCACAGACCCUCCUACUCCAGCCAAAACAUCCAACCGCUAGUCUCCAAGGAGCUCCCCCGGCCGUUGCCAAACCCCGGGGUGGGCGCGGGAGAACGGAUCCCUUCAUCCUCCAACCCGGUCUCCUUCCCGACCCCAGCGCCUUCCAAUCCCAAUGGCGAGCUCGACGCCCUCAACGACGUCAUCUUUCCGGCCCUUGAGGAAGCGCUCAAGCGGCGCCAGAUCAACCUGCAGCAGACGUACCGCCCGGAGCAGGCGCCAGGCAUGCCGCCACCCCCGGUAACGCCCAAGCAGCAGCGCGCGGAGGCGGCUCACGAAAAGAUUCGGAAGCUGGUGUACAAGCUGGCGCACGUGUGCAAGGAGAUUGACCACUUCGACAAGGCGGAGCCGGUGCGGAUGGGGAAGGACGUUGGCACCUUUCUGGAGGGACUGCUGGAGGAGAUCCUUGUGAGGGUCGAGCCGCUGGAUGAGGAGGACGGGGGUGCUUGAACGGAAAGGAGAAGAAAAGGGCAAUCACAAAGGAGGAACUGUUUGGGAUACGGUGGGUCAGUCUCAUUAUCGCGCACUGGACAUGACGAGACAUAUGACCGGUCUAGGCUCGGGUUUUGGGAGCAGUGGUAGAGGGCCCCCGAGUUAGGGCGUGUUAUGAA
This is a messenger RNA of Thermothelomyces thermophilus ATCC 42464, 2661 nucleotides long. RefSeq lists its product as uncharacterized. Gene Ontology annotation, molecular function: protein kinase activity; ATP binding. The record is from RefSeq and is a predicted model, not a curated record. Bases 368 to 2500 code for a protein of 710 amino acids. The transcript has 4 exons. NCBI's taxonomy places the organism in Eukaryota, Fungi, Ascomycota, Sordariomycetes, Sordariales, Chaetomiaceae. Gene Ontology annotation, biological process: protein phosphorylation.